AUGUCUGUAAAUUUACGAAAAUUUGAUGGAGAGGUUAUCUUCUACAAUCCCGAGGGUAUCAAAACUGCAGCCCAGUGGUCAAAAGACCGUAUUGACUUCUCUUCUGUAGUGGUUUCCACCGACCAAGAAGAGUUGGACCACACAACCGUGCAACCAGGUGUCAACUACUCGGUUUAUCUAACGGCCGAUGAACUGGAUGCAAACAAUACAAAAAUCCGGUGCCACAAUAAAUACCUGGGAGUUGUGUUGUUUUCAGAUCCUGAGGAGCGAAAAAAGGUCAACGGAACAAAUAAAAGAAAGCCGACACAGAAUGGAGAUGGAGAAGCAAAAAACAAAAAGAUGGCGAGAAAUGGACGAGAGAAGGGGAAGGCAGAGGAAGAAGGAUUUUUGGAAGAGGUGCCACAAUCAUCGUCGGCAAACAGAAGAUCAUUUGAAUUCGACGACUUCGAAUGUUGUGAUAAGGAGCCGUUCUAUCGGCUUGAUAACUUUUCGUGCGCAGCGGAUUCAACCAACUGCCGGGUGAACGAAGGAGACACGUAUUUCGCACUGAAGGAAAACGGAGAAAUAAAAAGAGAAUGGCUCUGCAAGAAGCAUUUUGAUGAAAUGAGGAGCAAAGGAGAAGUAGGAAGCUCAGGAAACAAUCGGCGAGUAUGGUUGGAGCAUCUACACGAUCAUAGAGAGUACGAAUUGAAAAAAAUGUGCUCUCUUUGUUCAACAUGGAAGCAUGUUGUGUGCGAAAACUUUUGCCUCGAUGAAGAUACGAAGAGCUUCGUUUGCCAGAGUUGCGACCCACUGCCCAGAAAGAUGAUUUCUGCAGCAACAGCUCUCCAUGAGACUUAUCUGUCGAAACACAUGGAGAAAUACUGUAAGAGACUUUUUGAUGAAUUGCGAUGCAGCUCAACAACUUCCAUUCGUCUCAUUGCUUCUGGGGAAUCUGAUUCCAUCGUUCCUGAAGGACCACUAACGGACUGGUUUAACGAACUUAAAAUUGAUUUGAACCAUCCGUUUGUUUACAAACACAUCGGUGUCUUUCAACAGUCGACUGGCCCUGAAAAGGAAGACAUGUUCAUGUUCUCUAUGAUGGUCAGAGAAUACGUAAAUGAUGGUCCAAAGAAAGGUACCACAUUUCUCUAUUAUCUCGACACCAAUCAAAGAUGCUCCCCGUCUCAAUUCAGAAGCAAGAUUUACCAGAAACUGCUUGCUUCUUACUGGGAUUAUGCAAGAUCCAUUGGUUUCUGGAAGUGUUUCGUAUACAUGAGCGCACCACGAAAGGGAGACGAUUAUUUGUUCUCUGGACAUCCAGCAAAUCAGAAUUAUUUAACCGACGACCAUCUCUACGAGUGGUAUCAAAAAGCAGUUGAGUCAGCGAGAAGAGAAGGGACGACUAUCUACCAGCCAAAGAAGAUAUGCGUCGAGGAGAAUGAAACAGUGGCUCAUUUGGCGGAUCGUCUGUUCUAUGAGAACGGACUUUGGCCCGAUAUGUUGAAGGUCUACUUGGAUGAAAGAGAGGAAGAAACUGGAGAAGAAGAUUUUAUAAAAUUCGUGGAAGGAAGAUCGGAAGUGUUCAAGAACAGUGUUUUCUUUGUCGAUUUUUACCCGGAGAAACCUCUCAAUAUUAUCAUUUUGGAUCGAGACCAGCUUUAUCCCAGCAAAAUUGCUGGUACCCGGGAAAGUUGGAUCGACCACCAGCUAGAACAACACCUCCAAUUUGAUACCGAGAGGAAAACAAAGUAUUCGACUCAAAUUCAACUACGUGCUCUCGUUAAGGAAAGAGAAGAAAACAAAAAUGGGGAGGUUGAUGAGAUGGAGGACGAUCGGACUUCACAUUUGCUCUUCUUCCUCAUCCUCAUGUCAUUCAAGUCUCCUACUGACUCCAACAGAGGUACAAAUGAGCAACAGACAGGUGAACUAUACGUUUGCCAACGAUCAACUAAUGACUAA
Caenorhabditis briggsae is the source of this 1941-nucleotide messenger RNA. The transcript is spliced from 5 exons. The record is from RefSeq and is a predicted model, not a curated record. Lineage: Eukaryota; Metazoa; Nematoda; Chromadorea; Rhabditida; Rhabditidae. The coding region runs from base 1 to 1941 and encodes 646 amino acids. Gene Ontology annotation, cellular component: histone acetyltransferase complex; transcription regulator complex. Gene Ontology annotation, molecular function: histone acetyltransferase activity; chromatin DNA binding; transcription coactivator activity. Gene Ontology annotation, biological process: positive regulation of transcription by RNA polymerase II.